AUGCCCCCUUUAUUAUCUACUCACAAUUUUUACGUAUCGCCUAGAGAAGUGGUCUACGCUUUCGAGAAGCUAAAAAAAGUCAAAAGGCAACCAAAGACGUGGUCGGACCCAAACAUAAGGAAAUCUGAUGCCCUCUACGAGUUUCACCAAGAACGUGGAUACAAAAUAGAAGAUUGUAUCACCCUGAGACAAGAGGUGGCGAACUUGCUGCAACAAGGGCACCUCAAAGAACUACUCAGUGACAAAGGCAAGAAUACCUUAGCAAGGGGUCGAGAAUGCCCAGGCCCACCAAAGCCCACUUCACCAGCUCGUACCGUCAAUAUGAUUAUUAGUGGCUGCGAUAACACGUCUAUCAACGACAUCAAAUUCACUGCCACCCACAAGCUCAAAACAUCGAUCACCUACGAACGAUAUGAUGGACUCGAAGAAAGUAUCAUUUUUGAUGAGUCAGAUGCCGACAAUUUGACUUUCCCUCAUAAUGAUGCACUUGUAAUUACUUUACAAAUUUUAGAUAUUGAUGUUAAGAGAAUUAUGGUAGAUGACGGAAGUGGAGCAUGCAUCAUCCAUCCCUGA
Nicotiana tabacum (common tobacco) is the source of this 573-nucleotide messenger RNA. RefSeq lists its product as uncharacterized. NCBI's taxonomy places the organism in Eukaryota, Viridiplantae, Streptophyta, Magnoliopsida, Solanales, Solanaceae. The record is from RefSeq and is a predicted model, not a curated record.